UGUAGUACUAAGUCGCUCCAUACACUGCGGACAAUUGUUCAGACUACACGUCCAAGCAUAUUUCAUCUGACCCUCGUCAAUAAAAUCCUCCUUUCGAGACCUACUCUACCCGCGCUCAUCUAAGUGCUACUCCGAUAGAUUGUAUACGCAUCCCCGGUAACCAUGUCGGACGGAAACAUCUUCAAACCAGACAAAGAUUAUACCAAGGAUGCGGACAAGAUCCUGCCUGAGGCAGAGGAGUUAGCGAAGAAAGAUCUCCAGAAAGGUAUCGACAAGAUCAUCGCCCUCGAGAAACAAACCAGACAGGCUUCAGAUCUCGCCACAACUUCAAGAUGCUUGGUCGCAAUCAUCACAUUAUGCAAACAGGCUGGAGAUUGGAGCUUGCUGAACGAGCAAGUCCUGCUGCUCUCGAAGAAACAUGGACAACUCAAACAAGCCAUUACCGCCAUGGUGCAGGAGGUGAUGAAGUUCCUCGAUGAUACGCCGAACCUAGACACAAAACUCAGCAUAAUUGAGACGUUACGAACCGUGACGGAAGGCAGAAUCUUCGUUGAAGUCGAGCGUGCACGAAUCACCCGAAUCCUGUCCGACAUCAAAAAGGAGCAAGGCGACAUCAAAUCAGCAAGCGAGAUCCUCUGCGAGUUGCAAGUCGAGACAUUCGGAUCCAUGACAAGGAGAGAAAAGACAGAAUUCAUACUAGAACAAGUGGAAUUGUGCAUGGAAAAUGGCGACUGGACACAAGCGAUGAUUCUCAGCAGGAAAAUGAGUACGAGAUAUUUUGCUCGCAAACCCAAGCAGACGCCGGAACAGAUGGAAAAGGAGAAGAAGGCCCGUGAAGAGAAGGAGAAGAAGAGAUCUGCCGAUGAACCACCUCCAGAACCACUGGACGACGUGACGGACUUGAAGCUACGAUAUUACGAACAACAAAUCAAGCUUGCGAAGCAUGAAGAUCGGUAUCUCGAUGCGUGCAAGCAUUACAGACAAGUGCUCGACACAGAGUCCGUCGAGAACAACCCCGACCAGUUGCGUGCCACGCUCCAACGCGUUAUCUACUUUGUGCUACUCGCGCCUUACGACAACGAACAGUCUGAUCUCCUCCAUCGCGUCUACCAGGACAGCCGCAAUUCGGAAGUGCCAAAGGACGCCGCGCUGUUGAAACAAUUCACGAUCCACGAACUCAUGCGCUGGCCCAUGGUCGAGCAACAAUAUGGCGAACACCUCUGCUCAACGGACAUUUUCUCCAAGACCGAAGACUCCAGCGACCCGAAGGCGCAUACACGGUAUGAAGCCCUGCGACAUCGCGUCAUUGAACACAACGUUCGAGUCGUCGCGAAGUACUACACGCGCAUCACCUUCCCUCGUCUGACCGAACUGCUCGAUCUGUCGGAGGAGGAGACGGAGAAGUACAUUUCGGAUCUGGUCACCAAGAAGACGGUGUAUGCGCGCAUCGACCGACCAGCCCGGAUGGUCAGUUUCGAAGAGAAACGAGGGCCGGAUGAGGUGUUGGAUGAAUGGGGCAGCAGCAUGAAAGGUCUGUUGGGCCUGCUGGAGCGUGUAGGGCACCUCAUGCAGCGGGAAGAGAUGAUGGCGCGGAUCGCACCCAAGGACGAGAGGGCGAAAGUCAGGAUGGCUUAGGAAGACAUCCUGGCCCAACCAGGGCCUGUUUCUGCUGAUGACGAAUU
This is a messenger RNA of Exophiala viscosa, 1682 nucleotides long. Its product is annotated as 26S proteasome regulatory subunit N5. The coding region runs from base 163 to 1635 and encodes 490 amino acids. NCBI's taxonomy places the organism in Eukaryota, Fungi, Ascomycota, Eurotiomycetes, Chaetothyriales, Herpotrichiellaceae. The record is from RefSeq and is a predicted model, not a curated record. The transcript has 4 exons. Gene Ontology annotation, cellular component: cytoplasm; proteasome regulatory particle, lid subcomplex.